This is a messenger RNA of Pseudonaja textilis, 1275 nucleotides long. The record is from RefSeq and is a predicted model, not a curated record. Lineage: Eukaryota; Metazoa; Chordata; Lepidosauria; Squamata; Elapidae.
CGGGAUGGCGCACGCGCGCAAAGGCCUCGGCCGCUAGCCGAGCGUAAACAAGGCGCCGCUGAGGAAAAGGGAGAUGAGGAGGAGACGGCCGGAGAAGAAGAAGAUGAUGAUGAUGAUGAUGAUGAUGAGCCGGGCCGGGCGCCUUCGAGGCUGAGCCUCGCCGUCCUUGCUUGCGCUCCCCACCCACCGGGCGAAGGACGAGGCCGCCAUGAACUUAGCCAGCCAGAGCGGCGAGGCCGGCUCCGGCCAACUGCUCUUCGCCAACUUCAACCAGGACAACACGUCCUUGGCCGUUGGCAGCGUGUUGGGCUACAAAUUUUUCUCUCUCUCUUCGGUGGAUAAACUGGAGCAGAUCUACGAGUGCAAUGACACCGAAGACGUGUGCAUCGUGGAACGGCUCUUUUCCAGCAGCCUGGUAGCCAUCGUGAGCCUCCGGGCGCCUCGCAAGCUGAAAGUCUGCCACUUCAAGAAAGGGACGGAGAUCUGCAACUACAGCUACUCCAACACGAUCCUGGCCGUCAAGCUGAACAGGCAGAGAUUGAUUGUCUGCCUAGAAGAGUCUCUGUACAUACAUAACAUUCGGGAUAUGAAGGUGUUGCACACCAUCAGGGAGACGCCCCCGAAUCCUGCGGGAUUGUGUUCCCUGUCCAUAAACAACGAUAACUGUUACCUGGCCUAUCCGGGGAGCGCGACCAUUGGCGAAGUCCAAGUCUUCGACACCAUCAACCUGAGGGCUACCAACAUGAUCCCCGCUCACGAUAGUCCGCUGGCCGCCCUGGCAUUUGACGCGAGCGGUACGAAGCUAGCCACCGCCUCGGAAAAGGGCACGGUGAUCCGGGUGUUUUCCAUUCCAGAGGGGCAGAAGCUCUUCGAAUUCCGAAGGGGCAUGAAAAGGUGCGUCAGCAUCUCUUCCCUGGCCUUCAGCAUGGACGGCAUGUUCCUGUCGGCUUCCAGUAACACGGAGACGGUGCACAUUUUCAAACUGGAGACUGUGAAAGAGAAACCUCAGGAGGAACCGACAACCUGGACGGGGUACUUUGUGGAGACCAUUCGGACGUUCCCAAACUACCUGCCCGCCCAGGUGACCGAAAUGUUCAACCAAGGCCGAGCCUUUGCAACGGUCCGGCUCCCCUUCUGUGGGCACAGAAACAUCUGCGCCUUGGCCACAAUUCAGAAAAUUCCCCGACUGUUGGUAGCAGCUGCCGAUGGGUAUCUCUACAUGUACAAUUUGGACCCUCAGGAAGGGGGUGAAUGCACACUGAUGAAACAGCACAA